Molecule: messenger RNA, 1968 nt
Organism: [Torrubiella] hemipterigena
Lineage: Eukaryota; Fungi; Ascomycota; Sordariomycetes; Hypocreales; Clavicipitaceae
Source: the annotation of a GenBank genome assembly
AGGUAAUAUAUAACGUAGCAAUGUCCCUAAGCUACCAGCUCAGGUUGCACUCCUUACUCUUUCAGUUCUUUUGCAUCCAUUUUCUUGGGAUUUUUGAUUGACGAACAUGCUUCUUCGAGUCCCAUACAUUGCAUUGGCAACCGCCUUUGCUGGGCUUGCCGCCGCUAAUGGCACCGGCGCAGCUUCGAUCCAAAUCAUUCAAGCCAAUUCCACCACCCGAUGGGAAGAGUGCAAAUCAUGCCACUGCAAAGGCCAGAUGCAAAUCAUCGACGUUGCCGUUAAGAAUACCGACGACACCUACUGGAUUACCACGGACGACCAUCUUGUAGUAGACAUUGUUUCUGAUAGCAUGCGCACCGUCAAAAAAUCCCACAUCAAGCGCCUCAUGCCCGGCGAAUGGACCAUUGUGGAGGUUGGUGUACAAAACCAGCCCGGCGUCGCGGCUGGAUCUGUUGGCUCUGCAGCGGCCAGAGCACGCUGGUCCGAUUCGCAAGAGUCAUCUUUGACUUUCAACUCGGUGUAUGGACUGCCAGACUAUGUGGAAACAGCAGACUCUGUCAACACGCACCAGUCGCCUAGGUGGUUCCGCAAGGCCAAGUUUGGCAUCUUUAUCCACUGGGGCAUCUACUCGGUACCCGCGUUUGGAAACGUGGGCAAAAAGGAAAACUACGCUGAAUGGUACUGGUCUGCUAUGGGCGACCGCAAGGACAAGACAGAGACGUACCAGUACCAUCUCGACCACUACGGCGCCGAUUUUAAUUAUGACGACUUUCUCGCCAACUUUACCGCCGCCAAAUUUGACCCCAAGGAGUGGGUGGACUUGUUUGCCGAUGCGGGUGCUCGCUACUUUGUGCCGACGACCAAGCACCACGAGGGAUUCGCUCUGUUUGAUAUGCCCUCGACUGUCUCGAACCGCACUUCUGUCAAGUACGGGCCGAAACGUGAUUUGAUCAGAGAAUUGUUUGACGCGGCCAAGGAACACCAGCCCCAGCUCAAGCGCGGCACGUACUUUAGUCUGCCCGAGUUCUACAACCCAGCAUUCAAGUACAACUACACCGUUUAUCAUGAUAGCUUCGCGGUUGGCCCGCCUGUCAACCCGUACACUAACAAGACGGUGGAAUACACGGGCUUUGUGCCUGUUGAUGACUACCUCACGGGUAUUCAGCUGCCCCAGAUGAACAUUCUGGCCUACAACUACGAUACGGACAUCAUGUGGUGCGACAUCAGCAACACAUCCAGCCACUCGGACCAAUUCGCCAGCAAAUGGUUCAACCACGCCCUCAAAGAAAACAAACAAGUCGCCCUCAACGGCCGCUGCGGCUGGAGCAGCACCGGCCACAUCCUCGGCGACUACCUCACGCCCGAAUACAAGCCCGUGACGACCUUUUCCCCCAACCACUGGGAAGCGUGCCGCGGCAUGGACCCUCACUCGUUUGGCUAUAACAAGGCCACGCCCGACGACGAGUACAUGAAUGCCACGGCGAUUAUCCACUCUCUUGUCGACAUUUCCUCCAAGAACGGCAACUUUCUUCUUGAUAUUGGCCCCCGCGCAGACGGCACCAUCCCGGAGCCCAUGCAAAAGGGCCUCCGCGAGGCAGGCAAGUGGCUCAAGAAGCACGACGAGAGCGUCUUUGGGACAAAGUACUGGCCGGUGAAUCAGGGCAAGGAUAACUUUCGCUAUGUGGUGACGGAGGAUGCGUUUUACGUGCACGUGCUGUCUCGCCCGGGCCCAACGGUGACGCUGGCCGACAAGGUGCCGUACAUGGAGGGGGAUGAUGUCUUGGUUGUAGGAGGAGACUUGGAUGGGCGGGUUGUGCCGUCGAGCGUGAAUGAGGAGGGCUUGUUGGUGUUGACGGUGCCGGAGGAGGUUGGUGCAGCUGAUGAGCACGCCUGGACCUUUAAGAUUGAGUUUUAAAAAUAGUCAGAAAAUAUUUACAAUGCACCUUCUGACCAAAUCUAUGAUUGACA